Molecule: messenger RNA, 4605 nt
Organism: Acanthochromis polyacanthus (spiny chromis)
Lineage: Eukaryota; Metazoa; Chordata; Actinopteri; Pomacentridae
Gene: dbn1
Product: drebrin 1
Exons: 15
Coding region: 77-1810 (577 amino acids)
Biological process (GO): postsynaptic actin cytoskeleton organization; regulation of actin filament polymerization; positive regulation of axon extension
Cellular component (GO): dendrite; cortical actin cytoskeleton; lamellipodium
Molecular function (GO): actin filament binding
Source: RefSeq, a predicted model, not a curated record
CCUCCUCUUCCUCCUCCUCUUCCUCCUCAUUCCGUGUCUGUCUCCAGCAGCAGCGGUCUGAUGCUCGCAGGGAAUCAUGGCUGUGAAUCUCGCUAAGAACAGACUCUCCCUGCUGACCGCCUACCAGGACGUCAUUGACGAGACCUCGGACACCGACUGGGCCUUGUACACAUAUGAGGAUGACACUAACGACUUGACGCUGGCGGCAUCCGGAGGAGGAGGCUUGCAGGAGAUCACGCUGACCUUUGACAAUGGCCGGGUGAUGUACGGGUUCUGCAGCCUGAAGGAUCCCAGCGCCGCUCUGCCACGAUACAUCCUCAUCAACUGGGUCGGGGAAGACGUACCGGAUGCCAGGAAAUGUGCCUGUGCGAGCCACGUCGCCACCAUCGCAGACUUCUUCCAGGGGGUGGAAGUCACCGUCAAUGCCAGCAGUCUGGACGACAUCGACCCGUCAGCCAUCGGACAGCGGCUGACCAACGGGACGGCGGCGGUGGCGAGUCCAGUCCUGAGCCGCCUGAAAACCCGAGAGGAGGAUCACGGAGACGUGGGAACGGUGUACGAGAAAACCAACGCAGAGGUGGAGAUGAAGAAGAUCAAUAGAGAGGAGUUCUGGGAGCAGGCCAAGCGUGAAGAGGAGCUGAGGAAGGAGGAGGAGAGGAGGAAGGUGGCCGAGGAGCGGCAGCGCUUCGAAGAGGAACGAAUGGAGCUGGAGAGGAAAGAGCAGGAGAAUCGAGAGAAGAGGUACCGCGAGAGGGAACGUCAGAUCGAGGAGCACAGGAAGAAGAUGCAGGAGGAGGAGGAGACCAGAGAGAGGUUGCAGAAUCAGAUCACCAUAACUACAGAACCGAGCAUCGAGGACCUGAACCUGGACAAGAAGGAGUCUGAGGUGGAGGAGGCGAAGGCCAUCAUCGCCCAGCGGUCAGGAAAUCCUCGAGAAUUUUUCAAGCAGAAGGAACGAGCCAUGACCAUCAGCGUCGACACCUCGCCCGUCUCCAUCCACAGAGCCGAUCCUGGACGUCACACAAACACUCAAAAACACAAACCUCCUGCUGCCUUUAACCCUCACCGAUGGCCGACCUGGGAUGAUGACAAUGAAGCGAGCACAGAGCGCAACAUGGCUGCCGUGUCGCCCAUUCCUAAAAUAGUCACCACACCCAUCAAAGAGGAAGAUCGCAGAGAUGAAUGGGAUUCGGUGCCAAAGCAGGAGCAGAAACCUCCGGUCCAGGAGUCGACGCCCACCAAACCCGUUCAGAGUGUCGCCCCGCAGGCCCGCGACUCCUCCAGCUUCAACGUGUGGGAGUCUGGAACCGACAGCCUGGUGGACCUGUGGGACAGCAGCUCCACCCCUCCGGCCAACCAGACAUCCCAGUCCUCCAACCUGGUGGACCUGAUGGGCGACGUGGUGCCGCCCAGCGCCACCGCCGCCGGCCGGCCCCAGCCCCUCCUCAGCUUCGACGAGAUGAUGGACGGGACGUUCUGCUCGGGCACCGCCACCGAGGACGACCCGUCCAGCCUGGUGGACGUGACCGGCUCGGACCAGAUGACCCUCAGCUACCAGCAUGCGCUGCAACAUGCGUCCGGGGAGGGGGCGGAGCUGGAUGACGGACAGCUGCUGAUGACCAAUGGGGAGACGCUGCUGAAGGAAGGGACUCAGGCGAGCGAGGGCUAUUUCAGCCAAUCACAGGAGGAAGAAUUCGGCCAAUCAGAGGAGUCCUCGGCUAAGCCUGCACCGGUUUUUUAUAACAAGCCACCAGAGAUUGACAUCACGUGCUGGGACACGGAUCCCGUGGUCGACGAGGACGACGACUAACCGGCCGACGUGCCGCCGCCACCGGACCAAGAGGACGAAGUAGGAAGUGCGCUUCACGAAGAAAACUGUUUUUUUUUCCUUUUCUAAAAAACGAAACACAAACAAACAAAAAAAUGAUGAUAAUAAUAAUAACAAGUCUUGCAUCAAAACUACUUCUGUAUUAUCUUUUAGAGAAACAGUAGCCACUGAGAAGAAGACGGAGUUGAUUUAAAGAAGGAAUUUUUUUUCUUUCUGUGUUUAUUUAUUUGUUUUCUUUUUUUGUUUUUUUUGUUUUUUUCGCUAUGCAGAUGUAUUAGCCGGGAGCCUGGGGGGUUGUUUUGUUUGUGAUUUAUUAACGUAGCGCACUGCUGCAUAUUAGAGACAAUGAAGCCCAGUGAGCGGCCGGCAGCCGACAUGCUUAGUCUGUAGUGCUUUAAUAAUAACACCCUAUAAAACUAAUACAGCGGAUCAGUACAGCUGCCAUGUGUAUCCUCACUCUCUUCUUUUCUUACCUCUUUUUCACCUCCCGCCUUCCUUCCGCCUUCCUCCCCCGAAACAUUCACCUCUGCAAGUCAGUUAAUCUUGUAUUUAGACGUCACUUCAUUGGAACGAAAGCGCUUUAUUUAUUCUGGUGAACUUGAAAUGAGAUGAAACUAACUGUGGCUCCUUUUUGGGACCUUCUUUUUUCACUCCUUUUGUAUGAUUUUAAAUCCAAGAUUAAAUGGCUUGUGAAUCUUUCUCGGUGCACUUUUGUUUCUUCUUCAGAGUCCCACAUCCCCACGUAUAUAUUUACACAAGCAAAAAAAAAAAAGGGAAAAAGAGCGUUUUUUUGCCUCUGAUCUAGAUGAAGAUACUGUAGAUAUUUUUCCAGUUUUUUAGGAGAGUUGGGCUUUAAGAUAACGAACGUAAAGCAGCAAAAAAAACACAGUGAAUUUGUACGAUUCUUAUUCUUCUAAACAUGAGAUGAGAGGAAGACGAGGCAGGACGAGCAUUAGCUGUUCAGGUUUUUAGUGAUUUAACGGUUCAUUUACUGUCGCAGUUAGAUCCAGGACGACAGACGGAGGGUGGGCAUGAAACGGCGGGAAGCAAACUUGGGCCACGGGAUGCUUGAAAAUAUUAUGUUGCGCCUUUGUUUUAAACUCACGGAGAACCAGAUGUUCAGGAAUCAUCAAAUCAGCUCACUUUAAAGAUGUGAAACUUCAGUUAUCGUCUUCAGGAACUAGAAAUCUGAGUUUCCUGCACUCAUACCUUCAGUAAAGAUAUUUUCUCACCUUGUAAUCUUCAUACUCACUGCAAUCAGCUUUUUAGGUGCUAAAAUCAGCAGUAACCAAUGAAAACAUCUUUUCUAGAUAAGUUCUGACGUAGACAACAUUGCCUUACUUGGGGGAUACCAUCUGACAUGAAAGAAGAGUUUUACAUUUCCUGAUUGAGAACACUUCCUGAAGACUUCUCUCCAUCAUUCUCUCAUAGAUGAACAAAGUUUCUUUGUUUCUCUGAGGAGUUUGGCAUUUUGCAAGUUUUUGUGUCCGGUUUGUUCUACUCCAUUUACCUCGACUAAUGUAGACUACAGCGCCACCUAUUGACAACACUUCACAGCAUAGUUCUUCUCUCCAAAGUAGUUAAUUAAACGUGAAUAAUUAGAUUCCAUCAGUGUUCUUCGAUUAUCGAGAAUCCAGUUGUGGUAACAACAACUAAGUAGGGCUAUCCAGACAUUCCUAUUCCAAGUUUUCCAGUUCUUCUCCUGGAUCCUGAGGCGUUCCUGGGCCAGAUGAGAUAUGUAAUCUCUCCAGGAGGCUUCAUAUUCAGAUGUGAACCAUCUCAGCUCGUUGCUUUCAACACGACAUUUGUAGGUCUUCUCCAAGUCCAUAAAAACACUUGUGAACUAGAAGGUCAGCAACACCACGAGGGUGAAGACCAAGUCCCACUGCUCUACGAGCGUUGAAUCUUCCUGCAUCCAAAGUUCUACAACCAGCUGUUAGCAGUUGGUUGUCCUUGUCGUUGAGGAUACAAGCACCGCCUUCACUUUGGUUCCACAAGAACCAGAAGGCUUGUAGCUACAGUCCUGGUACCACAUCCAGCACCUCCCAUUAAGGUUCCCGGGAGACGUAUUCAUAGGUGUUCCCCAAGUCCACAAAGACAUGUUUAUUACUUUUCUUUUUAAAUUUUUUUAGCGUCCAAAUGUUUCACUUCAGACUGGUUUGAUCAUUUCAUGAACACAUGACUAGUGAUCCAUAAAGAUCUUCACAUGAAAUAUUGUAUGAAGCCAAACUGUGAAAAACUGUGAACUUCCAAUGACUCAAAGCCAGAUUUUGACCAUUUUUCAAAUUAAAAAAAAACAAUGCAGGGUUAGGUUACAAUAGAAUGUAUAGUCAGAAUGCCCUUUCAAAGCUUCUGUAAAUGUAAUUUCACCACCAUUUUCUGAUAUCUGCAGGCUAAUAAAGUUCUAACAGAGUCACAUAAAGUCACGUAGCCGAAGUUUUUGAAUCUGGAAACGGAUUCCUGACAUCUGGAUCUCUGAGCGGCUUAAGACUGACUUCUAAAAGCUCUCUGACCCACAUCUGCUGCCUCCUGCUUCAGCUUUGUGCCAACGCAAAAAAAGCACCGUCUUUUUUUUAAUGGUUCUGUUUUUAUUUCCUGAGGUGUUGUUGGGUUGCUCUGGAGGAGGAGAGGCCCAGACGGGAGGCCAGUGUGUUUUUAAUACCUGUCAAAAAGUGUGCUAGAAUUGAUUUUCAGGACCUUUUUGGAUAUUAGCGACAACAGUGUUAGUCUUUUUUGCUGUACAUCCCUGUAGAAAUAAAAACUCUGAGGCAAUAAGA